AUGUUCGGAGCCAUCUGCGCGGGUCGACCUGUCCAAACAAAUCUCCAAGUUAUAUCUCCGACACAGUUUGCAUUUACUAUACCAUCUGCGCCGUCGUUCAAUCACAUUGUCGUUUUUCUUCUUCCCGGAAACGUUCUUCCCAAUGAUAUGGCAGCAGCUGUGUAUAUACGCAUCUCUGCCGAAUCAGACUUCCAGCUCUUAGGAGCUAUCGGAAAUGAGAAACAAAGCGCCAUUUUCCGGGUAAAUAAUGCCGGUUCGACCUUUGGAAGGACACCAGCUUCUGCAGGAGGAGGAGGCGAUGAUGAAGCCAUGGUCGACGAUUCGCUUGAUGCGUCUCCCUCCACAGCCACAGAUCAUGCCAACAAUGCGGCAAGCAUCAUCCUUGGCAUCUCCAUCGAACCUGCGGGCCCGCUUGGCACUCAGCUUGCUUCUCUGAAAGGCAACUCGGCACAAGGCGCCGUCCCUGCCAGUGGGUCGAACCCUGGUCAAUUGGCAACACGGGCACCAUCUACAAAAAUACUUGCACAACGAAUCAUCAAGAAUGCGUUCAACUUCCUAGCGAGUUUUGUUGGGGAGCAAGGCGGCGUUGAGGUUGUUCCUCUUCGAAGCUUCCAGGAUUGGUGGAAUAAAUUCGAGAAAAGGCUGGAACUAGAUCCAGGAUUCUUGGACAGGACCGAUGACCAAUGA
Molecule: messenger RNA, 687 nt
Organism: Xylona heveae TC161
Lineage: Eukaryota; Fungi; Ascomycota; Xylonomycetes; Xylonales; Xylonaceae
Product: DUF775-domain-containing protein
Exons: 1
Coding region: 1-687 (228 amino acids)
Biological process (GO): protein import into nucleus
Cellular component (GO): nucleus; cytosol
Molecular function (GO): nuclear import signal receptor activity
Source: RefSeq, a predicted model, not a curated record